Molecule: messenger RNA, 542 nt
Organism: Arabidopsis arenosa
Lineage: Eukaryota; Viridiplantae; Streptophyta; Magnoliopsida; Brassicales; Brassicaceae
Source: the annotation of a GenBank genome assembly
GUUGAAGUAUUUGGUUGUGUUUUUUCUUUUUGACAGAAACUCUUGUAUUCACCGAUGGGGAAAGUUUUUAUUCUACAGCCAAGUGAGAGCGUCUCGCCGACGCACCCUUGGCUACCACCGGGUAACGCUCUCUACAUUUUAGAAAAGAGCAAUGAAGGUUACUCUCCUACGGCGUUACGUGCGUUUUUGAACCGCCCUCACCCUCUCGAAACACUGAGUCAACGAGCCGCUUAUGGCUCGGAAGGUUCGGUCUUGAGGGAUCACGAUUCCAAAAACUACGUCAAAGCCGUGAACGGAGUUCUCAGGCAGCACACGAAGCUCAUUGUUAGGAAAGCCAGGAUACAGAGGAGGAGUGUUUGGCCCGUGCUGACGUCAGCAGGACGUGGGUUAAACGGGAACCUGACAACGACCGAGGAGAUCAUGACACGUGUCUAAUGAGGGAAAUCUACGGUUGUAUAUAAGUGGAAUCUCUUCUGAUUAUGCGUUUGUUUUACAUUUCUUGUGGGUGAGCCGAAACAAGUUAAUAAAAUAUUGUAAAGAAU